CCACUAAUAAAAAUGCACAUUAACACAACCAUUUGUAUUUGGGGCUGGUGAAAAUGUUCAUCAGAAAGCCCUCAUUUUGUGAAACAAUGAUUAUCAAAAUAUUUACUUUAACCAUCAUUAAGUAGACUGAAAGCCUAAUAAUGUGACCUGGUAAAAAGAAUGUUUAAGUGUCUAUGGUUAUUUUUGUUAACCACAGUGAGUUACACUAGUGAGUAAUUUUUGCACAAACUGCUUAUUUCGAGAUCAAUAACAGUCUCUGACAUUGUAUUGGCAUCUCUUACAAUUCAUGACUACAUUGUGCAAAAUCAUGUAAUUUUUUUUUGUAUAUGCGAAAGACUGUUGGACAAACCAUGUAUUCAGUGUUUGUCUCUUACAAAUUUAUUUUUUAAAAUGUUUUAUUAUUUGUGUAGGUGGCGCAUAGUUAUCCAUGGUGGCAUUGAUGGCUUCAGCAGACUUGGUUAUCUUGGUGCAUCCACAAACAACAGGGCUGAGACUGUCUUAAAUCUGUUCAAACAUGCUGUCAGAAACUACGGAAUUCCAUCUCGUGUGCGGAGUGACAAAGGAGGUGAAAACAGAGAUGUUGCUACUUUCAUGGUGCACCAUAGAGGAACCAAUCGAAACUCUCACAUUGCGGGACGCAGUGUCCAUAACCAAAGAAUUGAGAGGCUGUGGCGAGAUGUUUACAUCUGUGUGUUGGAUGUUUUCCAUUCCAUCUUCUCAUGUUUGGAAAGCAUGGGUUUGCUACAUCCAGACAACGAGCUCCACCUGUAUGCUCUCCACUGGGUCUUCAUACCUGUGAUCCAGUCCCAUCUCGACUUCUUUGUCCAGGGAUGGAACAACCACAGCAUCAGAACUGCCAGGAAUAUGUCUUCCCUGCAAAUGUGGCAUGUAUUCAGGAACAGUGAAGAUCUCAUGCAGGUCAGUGAACAAUAUGGGACUGACUGGAGUGGACCAAGUGCAGCAGGGGUGGACACUCAUCUUGACAUUCCAGAGAUUGAGCUUCCAUGGCAGCUUACUGAAGCAGACUUUGCCCUUUUACCUCAACCAAGCACAGAGCAACGUGACUACGGUGUUCAACUUUAUUGUGAAACUGUGGAAGUAUUGUCUAGAUUAUUGUAAGGAGAACCAGGGUAUGUCCAAGAUACAGCACAACUACAGUAAUUCAGCCCCCCUAACAGCCCGGAAGACUUUGUCUUUGACAAACUACCCUUCUCCUUGUAGUCCUCUCCUGACAAAAUGCAUAUAUACUCACAGAGGACAAGACACAGACCAUUAUUGAUAAAAAGGGAAGUCCUUAAUUGAGAUUAAUUUACUGUAACAAUUUAGCCUUUAUUUUGCUUUACUACACUACUUGUAUUAUGCAACAAAAAAGAAAGAUAAUAAAGUGUCAAGACAAGAUUUUUAUGGGGGAAUUCAGGCACCACAACAACAAUUACAGGGAGAACAGAAAAGUACAGAAGGUAAUUUAAAGAUAUAACAAACAAAAUAAAAUCAUGUAAUUAUAGGUCAUAUUAUAUAUAUAUAUAUAUA
Cyprinus carpio (common carp) is the source of this 1530-nucleotide messenger RNA. RefSeq lists its product as uncharacterized. The transcript has 3 exons. Lineage: Eukaryota; Metazoa; Chordata; Actinopteri; Cypriniformes; Cyprinidae. The record is from RefSeq and is a predicted model, not a curated record. Bases 391 to 1119 code for a protein of 242 amino acids. Gene Ontology annotation, molecular function: nucleic acid binding.